This is a messenger RNA of Penicillium oxalicum, 135 nucleotides long. RefSeq lists its product as uncharacterized. The record is from RefSeq and is a predicted model, not a curated record. Lineage: Eukaryota; Fungi; Ascomycota; Eurotiomycetes; Eurotiales; Aspergillaceae. The transcript has a single exon. Bases 1 to 135 code for a protein of 44 amino acids.
AUGAACAACAAGAAGGUUACGGCCAAGGAUAACCGUCCCGAAAUCUGUUCAAAAGCCCAAAUCCGUAUUUUUCAUCUCAUCAUCCAUGCCACAUCGAAGAUAAAAACACCGGCAGAUUCAAAUGCCGUUGAGUGA